UUACUUUACUCGAAGAGUUUAGGAAAGGCAGCGUAAGCUUCAGAGGAGAUUGUUGUUGGACCAGCUGAUUACGUAAAGGUGAUGCGCCUAAUUCAGAAGAGAUAAAAGUUUGACCACGCGUAGACAUAAGUAGUUCUGUUUUUCAAAAGAAAAAAAAAAGUUUUAUUUCGGGGUCGUUUGGCACAAAUAGCCCAGCUUAAACUGGUUUUGAACCCAGCGGGACAUGGCAGAGGGAGACUUCUACACUAUGGGAAGCCGACAGAGGUUUCCCAGGGACCCGUUUGGAGAAUCACCGUUCAGAGAUCAGUCGCCGUUCAGGGAUCAGCUCGCAACGCGGUUUAUGGACGAUGACUUUGGUAUACCACCUUUCCCCGAUGAUCUGGCAAUGGACUGGCCGGGCUGGGCUCGGCCGGGUCGGCUCAGUACGCGCCUCGGCACCUCUCCCUUCGGCAGCAGUUUACGCACAGGUUUCCCCCCGCGUCAGUCCACAGGAGGCCCCACGCUGUACACCAGCAGGUACGGCGAGCCUUCCUCUCGGAGCUCACCCACCACCACCAUGGGGGAGCCCUGGAAAGUUUGUGUGAACGUACACAGCUUCAAACCAGAAGAAUUAAACGUCAAAACGAGAGACGGAUUUGUAGAAGUGUCAGGAAAACAUGAAGAGAAGCAGGAAGAAGGAGGCAUAGUGACAAAGAAUUUCACAAAGAAGAUACAGAUCCCAGUCGAUGUGGACCCACUGACUGUUUUCGCCUCCUUGUCCCCUGAAGGCGUUCUUAUUAUUGAAGCGCGGCAGACGCCUCCAUAUCACCUGUUCAGCAAUGAUGGCUCCCAAGGUGGUGACACACUGGAGGUGGAGGCCCCCAACCCCCAAGAGGCCCCAGUGGUCUAAGCCCCCACCUCCCAACUAACGUAACAGAUCAUCUGGCACAGACAAUUUCAAGUUUGUUAUGAAAUGCGUGGCCUUCAGCUUCAUGUUGUUAGACACCUGGAAAUAAGAUGUCUAAGAUUUACAAGGAAAAUAAGUCCCAUUUGAUAUGCUCAAGGCAAAACUGAGUCACAGAGUUAAGCAUCUGACUUUAAUGAAAAUGAAAAUCUGUUUUUCUCGUUGCAGCUUUCGAUUUCUUAAUCAUUUAUAUUUAUCUAUAUUGAUGUACUUUGUAUUAGUGGCAGAAGAUUGCUAUUUCUUCAUUCACAGAAAAGAUUCUUUGAAGAACUCACAAAUAUUUUCAGAAUAGUAAAGUGCUUUUAAACUACUUUGUGGAAUUUCUUUUUUUUUUUUUUUAAAGAUCAUUGGUUGUUUAUUUUUCAGAAAUUUGAAAGCUGUGCCCUGUGACUCAACUGUAGUGGUAAUGAUUGUAAACUUGAGCCUAGAAUUUGGGGUACUGUUUCAACAGCUAGAGCACAUUAAGCCUUCAGUGUGUUAACUUGCCUUGUGCUGCAUAAAUAAAUCGUGCAUCUUGAAGUUGUGCAAGAACUGUUGGGCCACUGAUACAUUAUAAGUCACAGCAUCCUUAAUAAGAAGUAAAUUAAUAUGACAGUGUGUGUGUGUGUGAACUUCUCAAGAUCAAAUUUAUAUUUUAUUCAUGCAGUUAAUUUAGUGGAACAGUCUUUGCAUAAAACAUAUUGUAUGUGAUUUAUUUGAUUUUGAAAGAAAUGACAAAUGUGCCUUUAUUUACUUGAGUGCCCUGAAAUUCUUCAGUUCCACGGUUGUUUAUCUUUUGAGUUAAUGAAUGUCAAUGAAACUGACAAGAAACGAAAGUAAUUUACCUUUUCUGGCUCCAUUAGAGGGUGAAUUGUGUGAAUUAAUACUGUAUUCUGUAUUGUAUAUAUACUUUUAAUAUGCUUCAAUAUGUGCCAAUUCAUUCUAAAUAUUAAUCUGAAGUGUUCCAGGUUUUUGCAAUAUGGUUUGAAUUUUUCUUUUCUAUUUGAGCAUUCAGAAAGACAGCUGCAUGAUAGUUGGAGCAGAUAGGCUGACUUGUAUGCCAAAGAUAUUUGUUUCCUGCUUUCUGUUCCGUUGAUGUCUUUGUACUGGCUGAUGCAAUAAAAAUGUCCAGCCAA
This is a messenger RNA of Scatophagus argus, 2058 nucleotides long. It is a transcript of the gene hspb8, whose product is annotated as heat shock protein b8. Bases 224 to 889 code for a protein of 221 amino acids. The record is from RefSeq and is a predicted model, not a curated record. Gene Ontology annotation, biological process: cellular response to unfolded protein. Gene Ontology annotation, molecular function: protein homodimerization activity. Gene Ontology annotation, cellular component: nucleus; cytoplasm; protein folding chaperone complex. The transcript has 3 exons. Lineage: Eukaryota; Metazoa; Chordata; Actinopteri; Scatophagidae.